Messenger RNA from Otolemur garnettii (small-eared galago), 3402 nucleotides. RefSeq names its product adaptor related protein complex 4 beta 1 subunit (gene AP4B1). Gene Ontology annotation, cellular component: membrane coat; clathrin adaptor complex. The transcript is spliced from 10 exons. Gene Ontology annotation, biological process: vesicle-mediated transport; intracellular protein transport. The record is from RefSeq and is a predicted model, not a curated record. Bases 330 to 2549 code for a protein of 739 amino acids. NCBI's taxonomy places the organism in Eukaryota, Metazoa, Chordata, Mammalia, Primates, Galagidae. Gene Ontology annotation, molecular function: clathrin binding.
CGGCGCGGAGGCGCAGGAAAGGCUGGAACUGCAGAGGGAGGGGUCUACGGAACUCGGCGGUGGGGUUGGAAUCGGGCCGAGGGCUUAGAGGUCGCCGAGUGGGCUGUCGGCGGAGCGGACAGCCUGCAGGUCUAGGGUGGGGCUUGAACGGCCUUUGGCGGGGCUCGCCGCGGGGCGGAGGGGUUGAAGCGUGUCGGAGGGCCUGGGUUCCGGGCCUGGGGCGAGAGCACGCCGUGGUCUUUUUCCUUUAUUCAGGCUCCCGCACCGCGCCUGCGAGCCCGGGAGUUACCCAGGGAUUUGUGGGAACUGCCCCGUGACUGUUAGAGAAGAUGCCUUACCUUGGCUCUGAGGACGUGGUGAAGGAGUUGAAGAAGGCUCUGUGUAAUCCUCACAUUCAAGCUGAUAGGCUGCGCUACCGGAAUGUCAUCCAACGAGUAAUUAGGCACAUGACUCAGGGCUUGGACAUGUCUGGUGUUUUCAUGGAAAUGGUGAAGGCCAGUGCCACUGUGGACAUCGUUCAGAAGAAGUUGGUUUAUCUGUACAUGUGCACUUAUGCACCCCUAAAACCAGAUCUGGCUCUUCUUGCCAUCAACACACUGUGCAAAGACUGCUCAGACCCCAACCCGAUGGUGCGAGGGCUGGCACUACGGAGCAUGUGUAGCCUUAGGAUGCCUGGUGUGCAGGAAUAUAUCCAACAACCUAUUCUCAAUGGCUUACGGGAUAAGGCUUCAUAUGUCAGGAGGGUAGCAGUCCUUGGUUGUGCCAAGAUGCAUAAUCUUCAUGGAGACGCUGAAGUGGAUGGUGCCCUGGUAAAUGAGUUAUACAGUUUGCUGCGUGACCAGGAUCCGAUUGUGGUUGUGAACUGCCUGAGGUCUCUAGAGGAAAUUCUGAAACAGGAAGGAGGUGUUGUCAUCAAUAAGCCCAUUGCCCACCAUCUCUUAAAUCGUAUGUCAAAAUUGGACCAAUGGGGCCAGGCUGAAGUAUUGAACUUUCUGCUACGCUACCAACCCCGCAGUGAGGAAGAAUUGUUUGACAUUCUCAAUUUGCUGGACAGCUUUCUCAAAAGCAGUAGCCCAGGUGUGGUGAUGGGAGCCACAAAACUCUUCCUGAUCUUGGCAAAAAAAUUUCCACAUGUACAAACAGAUGUGCUUGUGCGAGUCAAGGGCCCUUUGCUAGCUGCCUGUUCUUCAGAGAGCCGGGAACUCUGUUUUGUUGCCCUUUGCCACGUGCGCCAGAUCUUGCAUAGUUUGCCAGGUCAUUUUAGCAGCCACUAUAAAAAGUUUUUUUGCUCCUACUCGGAGCCCCACUACAUCAAACUGCAGAAGGUGGAGGUGCUCUGUGAGCUGGUGAAUGAUGAGAACGUGCAGCAGGUGCUGGAGGAGCUCCGUGGGUACUGCACUGAUGUGUCUGCUGACUUUUCACAGGCUGCCAUCUUUGCCAUAGGUGGCAUUGCUAGGACUUACACAGAUCAGUGUGUACAGAUUCUAACAGAGUUGCUAGGGCUUCGACAAGAGCACAUUACCACAGUGGUGGUGCAGACUUUCCGAGACCUGGUUUGGUUGUGUCCUCAGUGUACCGAAGCUGUGUGUCAGGCCCUGCCCGGCUGUGAGGAGAACAUUCAAGAUAGUGAGGGGAAGCAGGCACUUAUUUGGCUACUUGGGGUCCACGGGGAAAGAAUUCCCAAUGCUCCUUAUGUAUUAGAGGACUUUGUAGACAACGUGAAAUCAGAGACUUUUCCAGCUGUUAAGAUGGAGCUACUCACGGCUCUGCUGCGCCUUUUCCUCUCUCGACCUGCUGAGUGCCAGGACAUGCUGGGACGUUUGUUACAUUACUGCAUAGAGGAAGAGAAGGAUAUGGCUGUCCGGGACCGAGGUCUCUUUUAUUAUCGCCUCUUGUUAGUUGGCAUUGACGAAGUUAGGCGGAUCCUGUGUAGCCCAAAAUCUGAUCCUUCUCUUGGACUUUUGGAGGAUCCAGCAGAAAGACCUGUGAACAGCUGGGCCUCAGACUUCAACACACUGGUGCCAGUCUACGGCAAAGCCCGCUGGGCAACUAUUUCUAAAUACCAGGGGGCAAAGCGUCAUGGCCCAGAGCUUUCUAACACCACAUCUUUUGCCACAUCAGGAUCCCUGAUUCCUGAAGAAAACAAGGAGAGAAUACAAGAACUCCCUGAUUCUGGAAGCCUCAUGCUAAUUCCCAAUCUCCAGCUUACUGCUGAGUAUUUUGAGAAAACUUGGCUUAGCCUCAAAGUUGCUCAUCAGCACGUAUUGCCAUGGCAGGGAACAGUCCACCCUGACACUCUCCAGAUGGCUCUUCAAGUAGUGAACAUCCAAACCAUCGCAAUGAGUAGGGCUGGGGCGCAACCAUGGAAAGCAUACCUCAGUGCUCAGGAUGAUACUGGCUGUCUCUUCUUAACAGAAUUGCUGGUGGAGCCUGAGAACUCGGAAAUACAGAUCUCUGUGAAACAAACUGAGGCAAGGAUGGAGACACUGAACAGUUUUAUUUCUGUAUUAGAAACUGUGAUUGGGACAAUUGGAGACAUAAAAUCAUAACAAAUUCUUGUUGCUUGUCCUGAAUAAGAUGGAUAACUAUCAGAGUUCCUUAGUUUUUCUUAUUAGAGCUGCUUGUAAGUCCAGAUAGUAUCAGAUGCAAAGGAGAAUAGAAUUAGGAUUCUUUGGUCUUUGCCCAAAGACCAUUGACUUAGUCCUUUCAUGCUUACUGAUCAUUGACCCAAUUUUUCAACAGUGAUGUUAUAAAGAUGAAUGUUGGUAAGGGAUGGGAAUGGGGUGAGGAUGGAAUUAGAUUCUUUUCUAAUGAAUUUUAGGGAUGGCAUUAAUAAUUAAAGAUGCCUAAAGUGUGGAAACUGAUAAGGGUCAUCAUUUGUGAGGAUCGUUCUUUAUUCCUUGGAUUAUUACAGCAAAUUCCUGAUUGUUCUAUUUCUGAUCAUGCUGUUUUGGCGAGAGUCCAGGGUCCUUAGCAUGGUGUCUGAAGUACCUCUUCAGUGUCAUGUUUUGCCACUCCCAGAACACCCUCUCUUUUGGCAGAAGCAAACAACUUGCAUUGUUUGGAAUGUAGCAGCCUCUGUACCUCUGUGCCGUAGUAUCUGCUUUUAUUUCUUGUCUAGAACAUUUCCUGACCCUGGUAUCUUCAUUAAUUAAUACGUACUCUAAUCUUUUGGUAUUAAGCUCAGUCAUGAGCUCCUUCAGGAAGUUUCCUGUGACCCUCACUCCCUUCAUUAGGGUUCUUGGAGCUGUCAGAGGAAGUAGGACACACAUCUAGCAGCACUGUUGUAAUUGUUUUCUUGUUACUUGUCCUCACUUUUUAUUCAUACCUGACCACAUUUUAUACACUAAUUGAGACAACUUGUGGCAAGAACAGAUGUGAUAAAAUGAUGGUAAAAUAUAA